UGGGUCCGCGCAGCGACCGUGAGCACCGCAGACAACAGUGACCGCUCUGGCCGGCUGGGGGGCUGCGGGCUGGGGAAAACGCGCUCUCACGCCGGCCGUGACUGCGCGGCGAGGACGAGACAUCCCGGCUCGGCCGGAGCCUGCUCGCUGCAGACGGCGUGACGUCAGCCGCCUCGCUCAGCCUGGGAGGAUCCCGACAGCGCCGCAGAAAACGGCAUCGCCUAACCCGGUCCAACCCGGGGAAGCGGAGUGGAGCCGGACUGGACCAACAUAUGAUUUAAAGGGGAAAGAGGGAGGCAGGGGAGGGAGCACGCAGGGAACGGCGGCUUUCAGCUGAUUUCAUGCGUGUCAUCAGUGCUCGCAGCGAUGACUGGACUGCGUGGUUGCUGACCGGCAGGUGCAUUGUGAGGCACGUUUAUUUAUUAUUUUAAUUAGAAGCCUCGUUUUUUUUUUUUGCGUUCCGUUUUAACCUUGUUUUUCCUGUCCGGGAAAAAAAAACGACAACAAAAUGGGCAGAAAAAAACUGCACCGCUUUCGCCUGGAAAGGGAUGCGGGCUUCGCCGAGAGCAAGACGCGACCGGGAACCAUCUAGAAGCCCCCAUCCAGGCCGCCGCGCCGGGCGACACGGGGAACAGGGAGAGUCCUGGCCCCUGCAUGCGUUCAACUACAGCGACAGAAAUAUCGGGUUUUAGCCGGCGGAAACGAUGCGCGUCGCCCUGGUCUCGGAAUUCAGGGGCUGAAAAAAAAAAAAGCGGAUUUCGGGACCUGCAGAGCAUCACCUGAGCCACUGAAAGCGAACGCGUCUGCGUCGCUCCCAGCCCGAUAAAGACUGGAACGAAAAAAGGCGAAAUAUAUUUAGACGGGCGAAUGACAUUUUGGGGCUUGAAUUAAAAAAAAAACACCGGUAUAUCACAUUAAAUUCCUCUAUAUUUGAGGGUUUUGUUUUUUUCUCCCCCGGAACUGCGCUGGUGGUGGUCGUGGUGGUGGAGUAGGGGGGGCGUCCGCCCGUGUUAUCGGAGCCUCUUGCCAAGAUGAUGGAGAUCUCGCUCGACGAGGUGGUCUACCAGGAUGACUACGGCUCGGUGUCGGUCAUGUCGGACCGGGUCUCCGGCCUGGCCAACAGCAUCUACCGCGAGUUCGAGCGCCUCAUCCGCAGCUACGACGAGGAGGUGGUCAAGGAGCUGAUGCCGCUGGUGGUCAACGUGCUGGAGAACCUGGACUCCGUGCUGACCGAGAACCAGGAGCACGAAGUGGAGCUGGAGCUGCUGAAGGAGGACAACGAGCAGCUGCUCACCCAGUACGAGAGGGAGAAGGCGCUGCGCAAACAGGCGGAGGAGAAAUUCAUCGAGUUUGAAGAUGCGCUGGAGGCGGAGAAGAAGGAGCUCCAGGCGCAGGUGGAGAUGCUGGAGCUGCAGGGAAAACAGAUGGAGCUCAAGACCAAGAACUACUCCGAUCAGAUAUCCCGACUGGAGGAGCGCGAGUCCGACAUGAAGAAGGAGUACAACGCUCUGCACCAGAGACACACUGAGAUGAUCCAGACCUAUGUGGAGCACAUCGAGAGGUCCAAGAUGCAGCAGGCUGGGACUAACGCCAGCCAGACGGAAGGAUCGGGCAGUGGGAGAACUCAACGCCACACGUGGAGGAGAAGUCGGACGGAGCGGCCGCCCUCCCUCAGUCUGUUCGCCAGCACGGAGGGGAUGGACGACGAGUCGGAAUCGGGCCAGUCCUCCGUGGCCGCCACCCCCAGCAGCAACGGCUCCAAGUCGAACACGCCCACCUCGUCGGUGCCCUCGGCCUCCGUCACGCCCCUCAACGAGACCUACCAGCCCACCACAGGCUUCGACGCGGCCUGCACCAACAACAAGAGGAAGGGUGCCAAGCGGCUGAGCCGCAACAUGGAGGUGCAGGUCUCCCAGGAAACCAGGAACGUCAGCAUCGGGAUGGGCAGCAGUGACGAGUGGUCGGAGUUUCAUGAUAUCUUUGACUCCACCCCGGAGCCAGACAUGUGUAUGGACCCCCGCAUUUACGGUGGUGGAAAUAGCCCUUCGCAAGGCAUUGUCAACGAGGCCUUCGGCAUCAACACAGACUCGCUGUACCACGAGAUCAAGGACACAAAAUCCGACAUCAUUGGAGACGUGGACGCUGGGGCUGAGCUGCUUGGGGAGUUCUCAGUGCGUGACGAUUUCUUCGGAAUGGGGAAGGAAGUGGAAAACCUGCUGACGGAGAACAAACAACUCCUUGAGACCAAGAAUGCCCUGAACAUUGUGAAGAAUGACCUGAUUGCCAAGGUGGACGAGCUGUCCAGCGAGCAGGAGGUGCUGAGGGAGGAGUUGGAAGCAGUGAGGCAGUCCAAAAUCAAGGUGGAGAACCGGGUCAAAGAGCUGGAGGAAGACCUGAAACGAUUGAGAGCAGAGGCCAUAGGAACCACACAGGAGUCCAAGGAGGAGGAAACUGACGAUGUAAGCAUAGUGAAUAGUGUAAGGGGAAUCCAUACGUACAGUAACUGUUUGUUUUUUAUCUUCCUCCCCAGAGCUUCCAGAGAUAAUUCACAAAUUCAAGAAAAGAAAAAAUCCACCAUCUGGCAGUUCUUUGCCCGGCUCUUCAGCUCCUCGGCCAACCCUCCUCCUGCCAAGCGACCCUACACCAGCGUCAACAUCCACUACAAGUCGCCCACGCCGGCCGGCUUCUCUCAGCGCCGCAGCCACACCAUGUGCCAGCUGUCCUCGAACAGCCACAUGAGCUUCUUCCCCCACGAGGACGACGGCGCGCUGUCCACCCGCCGGGAGCAGAGGAGGGAGCAGUACCGGCAGGUCCGGGAGCACAUGCGCAGGGAGGACGGGCUGCUGCAGACCUGCGGCUGGAGCGUGCCGCCGCGCUACAAACAGACAGGCUAUCAGCUGGAACUUUCACAGGAGGGGCCCGCGAAGAAGCACCAGCUGAGCCCGAAUGGAGGCCAGGAGGAUAACCGCAUGAAGAAUGUCCCGGUCCCGGUAUACUGUCGUCCCCUAGUUGAAAAGGAUCCGAAUCGGAAGCUGUGGUGUGCCGCGGGCGUGGACCUGACCGGGUGGAAGCAGGCCGAAGAGACGCCUCCCAAUGGGCUGAAGGCCUCUUCCAGCGGCUCUGACCCCCUGUCGGCCGAGGCUGAAGCGCAGGAGGACCAGAGCAGCCACAGCUCCCCCGAGAAGAAGAAGCCAAAGGAGCUGCAGGAGACGGACUCCCUGUGCAGCCGAGUGUGGAUCCUCACCAGCACUCACUCCGCCAGCAAGGUGGUGAUCAUCGAUGCCAACCAGCCCGGCUCUCUGGUGGACCAGUUCAACGUCUGCAACGCCCAUGUGCUGUGCAUCUCCAGCGUGCCAGCGGCCAGUGAGAGCGAUUACCCGGCGGGCGAGAUCUUUCUGGAGACGGGCGAAGGGGGCUCGGAGGAGAAGGGGGGCAUGGAGGGCAUGCUGGCGGGCAUUACGCUGGUGGGCUGCGCCACCCACUGCAGCGUGGUGCGCAGCAACUGCUCGUCACGGACCGACACCCCUGUAGUGGACAAGGGGCAAGGCCACAUGGCGCCCCUGCUGAAUGGGAAGAUAAACGUGUCUCAGUCUGCCGAGGAAGCCACUGAGGCCACCGAGGUGCCGGAGCCUGUGGCCAGUGAGGCCGAGAGGCUGGCAUCCCGGCCGGGCCCCUUCACUGAGCACGUCUUCACAGACCCUCAGCCCCCCGCUGGGGACGGCCCCCUCAGCAGGUACAGGCACUGGCUUUAUGUGCACUCUGCUGUUUCUAACUGGAAGAAAUGCCUUCACUCAAUCAAGCUGAAGGACUCUGUGCUCAGCAUCGUGCACGUGAAAGGGCGGGUGCUGGUGGCUCUGGCAGAUGGGACGUUAGCCAUCUUCCACAGGUCUGAAGACGGCCAGUGGGAUCUCAGUAACUACCACCUGAUGGACCUGGGCCGGCCACAUCACUCCAUCCGCUGCAUGGCCAUGGUGCACGAUAAAGUGUGGUGUGGCUACAAGAACAAGGUGCACGUCAUCCAGCCCAAGACCAUGCAGAUCGAGAAAUCCUUCGACGCCCACCCGCGGAAGGAGAGCCAGGUGCGGCAGCUGGCGUGGAUCGGAGACGGCGUGUGGGUGUCCAUCCGGCUGGACUCCACCCUGCGGCUCUUCCACGCGCUCACCCACCAGCACCUGCAGGACGUGGACAUCGAGCCCUACGUCAGCAAGAUGCUGGGUACCGGCAAGCUGGGCUUUUCCUUCGUGCGCAUCACAGCCCUCCUCAUCGCGGGGAAUCGCCUCUGGGUGGGGACAGGGAACGGCGUGGUCAUUUCUAUCCCGCUGACGGAAACUGUAGUCCUACACCGGGGACAGCUCUUGGGUCUGAGGGCCAACAAAGUGUCCCCGACCUCCUCUGGUGGGGUGAUCCACGUGUAUGCCGACGACAGCUCGGAGAAGACCAACGGCAGCUUCAUCCCUUACUGUUCCAUGGCUCAGGCGCAGCUCUGCUUCCACGGGCACAGGGACGCCGUCAAGUUCUUUGUGUCGGUGCCAGGCAACGUGCUGGCCACCUUGAACGGCAGCGUGCUGGACAGCCCCUCGGAGAACCCCAGCUCAACAGAGCCCCCAGAAGCUGAGGCGCAGCGCCUGCACAACGUCCUGGUCCUGAGUGGUGGGGAGGGCUACAUCGACUUCCGCAUUGGCGACGGGGAGGACGACGAGACAGAAGAGACCUCCGAGGGCGCUCCUCAGAUCAAACCCACGCUCUCCAAGGCUGAGAGGAGCCACAUCAUCGUGUGGCAGGUGUCCUACGUGCCAGAGUGAGACCACUGUCGCCCCGCGCUCGACACCCCCCUGCCCUCUCUCUGACGGCACGCCGCCCCAACCCCUCUGACCAAACUGCCCCGCAUCCUGACAGCCUGAAACAGGCAAAAAACAAACUGCUACGACUGAAUAUAACCCCCCCCCCACCUCUCGCACCUCAGACCAACCUGCUGUCACUGAAUGAACCCCUAACCUCCCUCCUUCAGCUCACACCUUACUGCAGGACAGAUGGCUUAGGAUUCCCCGACGACCCCCAUACCAGACCUGAAUCUGUCAAAGGGGACCAAAGACACAAAAGAAACAGAUGUCAUGGUGGAGACCUGCGUGGCUCACGAGAAGGAUGAAGGUUGGUUUCUAGCGUAGCGCUUGAGUUGUGUGUGUGGGACAGCGGCUGUGUGACACCAUCCAGCCAGUGAGAGGGAAGCCUAGGGCUCCCUUUGAACAAAAAAAAAGAGGAGAAUCUGUACUUAGAGGAACUUGAAAGUGUGGAAUAAGGGCUGAGGGCAAGUUGGUGAUGGGAUCUUUUGUGUCUUAUUUAGCUGUCAGUGUUAGAUUUCUGGGGCAUGGUAUGACUGGCUUUCACAAUAACCCCGUUUGGAACAGUGUAUCCAUGGUGGGAUCCCAAAGUGGUUGUGUGCUGCUUCCUAAAUUCCAUUCUCAUUGAAUGUAGUGCCCUGUACCUUGCUGGAUCCCCUUAUUUUAUUAGUCUGUCAAGUAUGAAAGGGUGUUGUAGUACAUUAGGACUGGCGAGUGCAUGCUUUAAUGGGCACAUAGAUACAGGCGUAGAGAUGGAGGUCAUUUUGUAGACAAGGGACACUAACUAGGGCAAGUUGCCCUGACUUUGGUCAAGGCAACUGAAAAAGCAGGAAGUGAUGUAAAGUACGGUUUUAAACUGAAUUGUGGGACCAAAGCUUCCUGCUUUUAUGGGAUUUUAUUUUUCCAACUAAGCUGUAUUAUGAUCUUUCCAGCCGCCAUACUCUGGUAACUUAAUUUGCUUAUGUGCAGCAUUUACCAGAGACUGUAAAUAAUCAACUGCAUGUGUAUAUAGUGCUCUCCUUCCCAAAAGGCUCCAGCGAGCAUUACCCAUAAGAGAGAGCCCAUCUAAUCCUCCAAUGAGGUGCAGCACCCACCUGCGUGACACACAGCAGUCAUUCUGCCCCAGCAGCUCCACUUCACAGCAGGCAAGCUAGGGAAGUGAGAUGUUGCUUACUCUUCUGAAUGAAGGGGAACUUUAGGGAGGACUGCUUGUGCAAAGAGGGGAGAUUUUAGCCAGAACACUGGAACUCAUGAUUCUACUCCUACAAGCAGUGCCCUGGGAUCUUUAAUGACGAAUUAUUUUAGACCUGAUUUAACAUCUCACAUGACCGUCUGCGCCUUCUUCUGCACAAUGUCCCCAUUCAUGCAUUGUUUUUUUUGGAAAUUCUGGUCGGGAGGGAAAAGCACCACAAACUGGUUCCACCAACACCACUACUGGUCCCAAUCUGGUUGUCCUUGGAGGUUGCCCAUCCCACACUAACAAGGGGGGUAACCCUGUUUCAACCAAGAGGAAGCAGCCAGAAAGACUCACAGAAAAUAACAAAUGUCAAUCAAUGUGUGAAAGGGUUUAGUGGAGUUUCCCACUUCUCCUAGCCAAUAAACAUGAAAGCGCUGACUGGUUAACCCAAGUAAUCGCUAAGGCCUUGAUAACUACGUAGAACACAAUCGCAUUGCAGACCCUGUCAGCUAAUUCUGUCAAUAGACCAGACACUUCCAUCUUGAAGUGACUGUAAAAUCCCCAGUCUGGUUUGUCCCUUAACCAAUAACCCCCCACUGUGACCUGCAGUAAGGUGUGAUCAGAUUGGCUCAUGUGUCUCCCUCCAUGAUUCCACUGUGUGAUGUAUGUAAACUACCUUGUAUGUUGUAAAGGGGCCAGGAAGUAAUGCCUGUGAUCAGCCUUGCUCUCAAGGAGGUUUCCUGUAAAGCGACUGCUGUAAGAAUAUCUCCCUGCUUCUUCCUCUGUGCUAUGUAAUAAACUCAUCAAACAUGGAAAUCUUAUCUGUAUGUAAUAAACAUAUUAGUGAAACACA
Molecule: messenger RNA, 6868 nt
Organism: Lepisosteus oculatus (spotted gar)
Lineage: Eukaryota; Metazoa; Chordata; Actinopteri; Semionotiformes; Lepisosteidae
Source: RefSeq, a predicted model, not a curated record